This is a messenger RNA of Penicillium malachiteum, 327 nucleotides long. RefSeq lists its product as uncharacterized. The record is from RefSeq and is a predicted model, not a curated record. NCBI's taxonomy places the organism in Eukaryota, Fungi, Ascomycota, Eurotiomycetes, Eurotiales, Aspergillaceae. The transcript has 2 exons. Bases 1 to 327 code for a protein of 108 amino acids.
AUGUCUCGGGUCCAACAGUAUUGGCUUCCAGGAUACGGUCUCUCCCGCCAUAUUGUCCUAGGUCAUAUCCAUUACUUUCUUGGUCCAAGUGCAUCGGUUCGACCGUUUAGUUACCAGGAACAAAUCGAUGAUCUGGCAGUCAUGUCCCGAGAAUAUGAACAGCAGGAAGCUGUACGCAUGACGAGUCAAGCUCCAAGUAUCUAUGCUGGUGGCUAUGGUGAUUCUCCAUCUCGACACUCCUCGGAACCGUAUAUCAACGAAUUGAUCCCGGUUGAGAACUCUCGUCCGCGCCGUCGCACGGAUCAGGAGUCCAGUGGAGGCCGUUGA